AUGUCCUUUCCCAGUAGCUCUCCUGCGGCCAACACAUUCUUAGUGGACUCUUUAAUUGGUGCUUGCAGGUCGGACAGCUUUUACUCCAGCAGCAACAUGUACAUGCCGUCCGGCUCAGACAUGGGAACUUACGGAAUGCAAACCUGUGGACUCCUGCCGUCUUUCGGCAAAAGAGGGGAGGUCAACCACCAAAACGUGGGCAUGAAUGUCCACUCGUACAUACCUCAGAUAGAUAACUGGACUGAUCCGGGUAGACCCUGCAGAAUAGAGCCGUCCAGUCAGAUGUCAAACUGUACAUUUUCACAGAGCAUAAAGGAAGAGAGUAACUGCUGCAUGUACUCCGAUAAGAGAGUCCAAAAAGUCAGCUCUUCAGAGGCAUAUUCUAACGUUAUUUCCGAGUCUUGUUCUGUGGAGGGUCCCGAGAUCCCGGUCCCGGGCUAUUUCAGACUGAGCCAAACUUAUGCGAACGGAAAACAUCAGGAAAACUACUGCCAUGAGCCGCCGAGUCCAACCCCAACCCUGAUGCAGCUCAGCCGGGUCACCCCGAAACCGCAACCUUCCUCGGCGCCUUCUAAUUUCGCAGAAAAGAAAAGUGAGGACGUCCCGCAAAACCCCGAGACCUCAAGGACGCCGGUGCCCGCAGACAGCCCGGAUCCCAAGUCCAGCUCCGGGGAGAAGAUCUGCUCCAUGGAAGGCUCUGCGUCCAGCCCUGAGCUGCUGCACAAGGAAGGGAAAGAGUGUAAGAACGACACACCAACAAGCAACUGGUUAACUGCAAAAAGUGGCAGAAAGAAGAGAUGUCCCUACACAAAGCACCAGACCUUGGAGUUGGAGAAGGAGUUUCUCUUCAAUAUGUAUCUGACCCGAGAGCGCCGCCUAGAGAUCAGCAGGAGCGUCAACCUGACCGACAGGCAGGUCAAGAUCUGGUUCCAGAACCGCAGGAUGAAACUGAAGAAAAUGAACAGAGAGAACCGCAUCCGGGAACUCACCUCAAACCUCACCUUUUCGUGAGCGCGCAUGUGUCUGUGGUUAGCUGUCUUUUAUUAUUUUCUCUCAUCAUCGGUUUGAUGCUUCAGUGGCAUUGGACGUUUAUCUUCAAUUUCAACGAAACUGUGACUAUAUAUAGGCCAAUUUUUCGUACUUUGUGUGGCGUCGUGUAUUUGUUUUAUUUUCUCACAGGGUAUCACACUUUUAUGGUCUUAAAUUAUUGGAGAAGUAGAUUUCUUCCCUCUAUAGCCAGUAGAUAUUCUAUUGUGUCGCGACGGUGAGCUGUUUUGGAAAAAGAAUUGCUCUUAUUUUCAGUCAUGAAAGCACAUUUUAUUGUCGUGUAGUGCAACAUUUGUUUUACAGUCGGUGC
Molecule: messenger RNA, 1357 nt
Organism: Centropristis striata (black sea bass)
Lineage: Eukaryota; Metazoa; Chordata; Actinopteri; Perciformes; Serranidae
Gene: hoxd10a
Product: homeobox D10a
Exons: 2
Coding region: 1-1011 (336 amino acids)
Biological process (GO): regulation of transcription by RNA polymerase II
Cellular component (GO): nucleus
Molecular function (GO): RNA polymerase II cis-regulatory region sequence-specific DNA binding; DNA-binding transcription factor activity, RNA polymerase II-specific
Source: RefSeq, a predicted model, not a curated record